CUUGGGCUUGCCCAGCACGCCGUGGAGCUCCCAGCACCAGUUCUCGGGCGCACCAUCCCCCACGGGUCGCUCAGCGUCCGCGACUCUCGCUAGGUCAUGAGCAGACUUUCCUUCAACGCCCGGGUCGGGUCUGUCCGGAGACCCAGCUCUCCUGGGCAGGCGCGUCGGCACGUCCCCUGCAGCGUCCCUCCUCGGCCGGGCGCCCUGCACGCGGCCAGUGGACCAGGCGGCGCGCGGGCGCCUGGGGAGGCCGCAGCAGGAGCCGUCGGAACGAGCCCCUCGGGGAUCCCCGGCUUCCUCCUCGCGCCAGCGUCGCGGUCGCCCCGGCGCCGGGAGCCCUGCGCAGCAGCCCGGCUGACCCCAGACGUUUUGGGACCUGUUGAGAAUAACAUGGGUGAUGGCUGCCCUCAGAAGCUGGCAACUGUGAAUAUUCUCCGCUUCCUGUUGCUGGUCUUGAUUCCAUGUAUCUGUGCCCUCGUUAUCCUGCUCGUGAUCCUGCUUUCCUUUGUUGGAACAUUAAAAAAAGCCUAUUUAAAAUCAAAUGGGAGUGAACCUUUGGUCACCGAUGGUGAAGUCCAGGUGUCUGAUAUUAUUCUUACAAAUACUAUUUGUAACAAGAGCACUGUGACAUCUGCUACACAUCCCAAUGAGCACAUUCCAGCCUGGACCGCGGAUGCUCCUCUCCCAGGGGACCAAACUCACAGGAACGCAAGUGCCUGUGUGGACAUCACCCACAGCCAGUGUCAGAUGCUGCCCUACCGCACCACGCUCACACCUCUCUUCUCCUUUGUCAAAACCAUGGAAAUGGAGAAGUUCCUCAAGUUCUUCAUGUACCUCCAUCGCCUCAGUUGCUAUCAGCAUAUCUUGCUUUUUGGUUGUAGCCUCGCCUUCCCUGAGUGCAUCGGUGAUGGCGAUGACAGUCAUGGACUCCUGCCCUGUAGGUCCUUCUGUGAAGCUGCAAAGGAGGGCUGUGAAUCAGUCCUGGGGAUGGUGAAUGCCUCCUGGCCGGACUUCCUCGCGUGCUCCCAGUUUAGAAACCAAACCGAAAGCAGCAACGUCAGCAGGAUUUGCUUCUCACCGCAACAGGAAAAAGGAAAGCAAUCGCUGUGCGGAGCGGGCGAGAGCUUUCUGUGCACCAGCGGCAUCUGCGUGCCCGGGAAGCUGCGCUGCAACGGCCGCAACGACUGUAACGACUGGAGCGACGAGGCGCACUGCAAUUGCAGUGAGGAUUUGUUUCACUGUCACACUGGCAAGUGCCUUAAUUAUAGCCUUGUAUGUGAUGGAUAUGAUGACUGUGGAGACCUGAGUGAUGAGCAGAACUGUGAUUGUAAUCCCACAAAGGAGCAUCGCUGUGGAGAUGGGCGCUGCAUUGCAAUCGAGUGGGUGUGUGACGGUGACCAUGACUGUGUGGAUAAGUCUGACGAGGUCAAUUGCUCUUGUCACAGCCAGGGUCUGGUGGAGUGCAGGAGCGGACAGUGUAUCCCCAGCGCUUUCCAGUGUGAUGGAGACGAAGACUGCAGGGAUGGCUCUGAUGAGGAGAACUGCGGGGGCGGUCAGACUCCAUGUCAAGAAGGCGACCAACAGUGCCUCUACAGUUCCUGCCUUGAUUCAUGUGGCAGUAGCUUCCUUUGUGACCAGAACAGCAGUCUAAGUAACUGUAGUCAAUGUGAACCAAUUACCUUGGAACUCUGCAUGAAUUUACCCUACAACCAUACAAAUUAUCCAAAUUACCUUGGCCACAGGACUCAAAAGGAAGCAUCCAUCAGCUGGGAAUCCUCUCUUUUCCCUGCACUGGUUCAAACCAACUGUUACAAAUACCUCAUGUUCUUUGCUUGCACCAUUUUGGUACCAAAGUGUGAUGUGAACACAAGCCAGCGUAUCCCACCUUGCAGAGCACUGUGUGAGCACUCCAAAGAACACUGUGAGUCUGUUCUUGAGAUCGUGGGCCUUCAGUGGCCGGAAGACACAGAUUGCAAUCAAUUUCCAGAGGAAAAUUCAGACAACCAAACUUGCCUAAUGCCUAAUGAAGAUGUGGAAGAAUGCUCACCUAGUCACUUCAAGUGUGGCUCUGGACGGUGUGUUCUGGCUUCCAGAAGGUGUAAUGGGCAGGCUGACUGUGAUGACGACAGUGAUGAAGACAACUGUGGCUGUAAAGAGAGAGAUCUUUGGGAAUGUCCAUCCGGUAAACAAUGUUUAAAGCACACAGUCAUCUGUGAUGGGUUCCCAGACUGCCCUGAUGCCAUGGAUGAGAAAAACUGUUCAUUUUGCCAAGACGAUGAACUCGAAUGUGCAAACCACGACUGUGUGUCCCGUGAGCGUUGGUGUGAUGGUGAAGCCGACUGCUUGGACAGUUCUGAUGAGUGGGACUGUGUGACCCUCUCUAAAAAUGUGAGCUCCCCUUCAUUCCUGACGGCUCACAGAUCUGCCAAAGAACACCAUGUGUGUGCGGAUGGCUGGCAGGAGACGUUGAGUCAGCUGGCCUGCAAGCAGAUGGGUUUAGGGGAACCAUCUGUGACCAAAUUGGUGCAGGGACAGGAGCAAGACCAGAAGUGGCUGACAUUACACUCCAACUGGCAGAGCCUCAAUGGGACCACUUUACAUGAACUGCUGGUAAAAGGGCAGACUUGUCAAAGCAGAAGUAAGAUUUCUCUUCUGUGUUCUAAACAAGACUGUGGGCGUCGCCCUGCUGCCCGAAUGAACAAGAGGAUCCUUGGGGGCCGAACAAGUCGCCCUGGAAGGUGGCCAUGGCAGUGUUCCCUGCAGAGUGAACCCAGUGGACACAUUUGCGGCUGUGUCCUCAUUGCCAAGAAGUGGGUCCUGACGGUUGCCCACUGCUUUGAGGGGAGAGAGAGCGCUGCCGUCUGGAAGGUGGUGUUUGGCAUCAACAAUCUGGACCACCCGUCGACGUUCAUGCAGACGCGCCUUGUGAAGUCCAUCAUCCUGCACCCUCGCUACAGCCGAGCGGUGGUGGACUACGACAUCAGCAUAGUGCAGCUACAUGAAGACAUCAAUGAAACCAGCUUCGUGCGGCCCGUCUGCUUGCCCGGCCCAGAGCAGUCCUUGGAGCCCAAUACAUACUGCUACAUCACAGGCUGGGGGCACAUGGGCAACAAAAUGCCUUUUAAGCUGCAAGAGGGAGAAGUCCGCAUCAUCUCUCUGGAGCACUGCCAGUCCUACUUCGACAUGAAGACCAUCACCACCCGGAUGAUAUGUGCCGGCUAUGAGUCCGGCACCGUCGACUCGUGCAUGGGCGACAGCGGAGGGCCACUUGUUUGCGAGCAGCCCGGAGGACAAUGGACAUUAUUUGGUUUAACGUCGUGGGGCUCCGUGUGCUUUUCCAAAGUCCUGGGGCCUGGGGUUUACAGCAAUGUGUCAUACUUUGUCGAAUGGAUUCAAAGACAAAUGUACAUCCAUACCUUUCUCCUAAACUAAUUCCAAAGAGAACCAGAGACUUUUGCCAGCUACAUUCAAAGAAAGUGGCCUUUUUGACUGUGGAGAACUUCCCGCAGAGAGCUGACCAGAAGCACUUUCCUUGGACCGCAAUGCUCCGCCGUGCCCUACGAAUUUUAGCGCUUGUUUUGGUCUAAUUUUAUGCAGUUUUCUUUCAACUUUAGUUUUCUCUGAUUUCAAGUUUAAUGAAAGUCUUUAAAAAAAAAACCCAAAAAAAACAAAGAAAAGCAGAUUUUGUUUUUUGCCAGGCCUAACCUUGACCUUAGCACAAAAUUUAUCAGCCCUGGAAUCUGGCAGGUGCUAGGAGAACAGGUUAUGGAACUCUUUCUUCGAGGCAGGAAGAGGACCCUGAGAUCCAGGAUGACUAAACUUUGCCAGUUUUUGUUUCUCGAGCACAGUGGCAAAUUGCAAUAUUAAUGCUAGAGACUUGCUUUUGCUUUUUUAUUAAAAGCCAAGAUAAUUUACAAGCUUAAAUGACUUACUAUUACUCUUCUCAAUUUUGCAGAAUUCUGAGAAUUUAUGAUGGACAGAGAUAAAGCACAAGUAGCAUCCAUUGAGGUAGCUGAAAUGGAAACAUAUUGAACACGAAGUCUUCAGACAUCAACAUUAGCACUCCUUAGAGGGCUGCAUGCUCUGAACUCAAAUCAAGGAUGUAACUUUAUAGAAAAGUCUCCACAGAACCUUCUCCAGAGCUGGGGUUUGUUCAAUGUGGAUGGGCUGACUGAGAUUUUAACGACUAGAAGAAUAUUCGUAGGAAACAUUUUGUUUUGCCUGUGCGACAGUGAAUUGAGAUUAAACUUUGCCAAAGGAGAACUUGCUUUAGACUGGAGAGAUUCAAUUUUUGAAGACGAACAUUAAAUUGCACCCGACCUCCAAUUCCAUAUUUUCCAACUUUCCUGCAUUCACGGGUAACAAUAGUCACAGAAAAGCAUCUCAAAGCACAGUGCAAGUUUGCCGGGAGUAACACAUUUUGUAAUUUUCCUUGAAACAUGUUUAAUAUCCAGUGUUGCUGCCAUUUCCUCCUGUUGAUAAUUAAAACAAAAAAUUUUUAAUGCUUUUAAGCACGAGGCCACUUUAUGCACAUCAAUCUCUCCCCACUAAAAAGCUUCAAACUACAGAUCUUCACAUGUAAGUAAUUUAGUUAGGCCUCCAUUUUGCAACAUCCAAAUGCCUUUUGAACAAGUAGGGGUCCCUACUAACCUUCACCAGCAAGCAACCCCCACCCAGACUGCCUCAGCAGAUUUUAUACAUGUAGUUUUCUACUCUUUUCAACGUGUCCACAUAUUUCGGUUUCAAAAAGUUGUCUUGACAUGUUCCAUGUUAUUCCUCUCCUAGUCUCUAGUUUGUGUGAACCUACUGAGAAUGUUGAAAUCCAGCAACAGAACUGUGGUCACAACUGGAUGGAAGUUGAAGAACAUUAUGUCAGUUUUGUUAUAGUUGUAGGAACAUAAACAUAUUUAAUGUCAUAGCUUUUAGCCUUGCUCAACUUCUGGUCAGUCAAGUGUACCUAUUGUACUUACUUUAAAUAACCUGCAAUAAAAUAAAAUGGCACAAUUUUUUUUAAUGGACAUGGAACAUAGAUAACAAGUCCCAGAAAACUGUGCCCCCCAUGAUACCUAUUGGCCCCCAGCCAUCAACCAAUCCGAAUUUACCUAUCUUGGAGCUCACUCACUUUCACAGAAUCGUGCUCCUUUAUUUUAGUUAAUGGAUGGCUUUUUGAAAUGAGAGGUUGCUAAUAGUCUUGAGUCACGUAAGUGUCCAAAGAAAACUUUAAUCCUGGUAAGAGUACAAGGUUCUUUCAUGUCUAUAGAGUACAUUUUGGAAGCCUGAAACAAUUCUUUCAUAAAUCUUUUGGGAUAAAAUUACACCCCAAGAGAUAUAUUAUUAAUCAAUUUUUUUUCUGGCUCCAAGAAACAAGGAUCUAAUGCUUGGUCCUCUCAAAUUUGGGAAAAUAUAUUGAACACCAAAAUGCAAUAACUUAGCGUAAAAGUUACUGACUUGUAAAUGAGGCCUGUUAAGGACUUACUAUAGAUCCCAAAUCUCUAGGGUUAGUUGUGUUUCGGAAUCCAGAAUUUUUCAGAAUCUAAAGAAUAUAAUACACUUUAGGACCCAGGAAUACAACACAUUUUUAUAGCAAAAUAUCUGAAUAAUGACAUUAAAUAAAUAGCUUUACAUCUGUCUGUUAAUUUGUGCCUAAUUUAUGAAAAAACUCUCCAUUUCAGAGCUCUUGGGAUUUUAGAAAUGUGGAUAAGAGACUGCAGACUCAUAACAUGAACACUCAAGAGUUUCUUCUACUCUUACGUACAGAUUCUUGACAUCUGGAAACUUGACUUUUUUUUCUUAGUCUUCUUGGCUUAUUCUUUUUACUUUUACAUUCUAACCCUUUAUUGAUAUUCAGAGAAUGAAUGUCAGCUGCUAGGAGGAUAACAGAUGAUAUGACAUUACUGAUUCUUCCAUAGAAGAAAAGGCCAUUACAAUGUUCUGGUAAAAGGUGUGUUUUAAGAGUUCCUUCUAAGCUCUGGUAGCAAUUACUACUGGGUUCAGUGGUAUCUACAGGCGUGCUGACAGUUUUUGGUACACAUUAUUUAUUCAACAGUAUUUUAAAAAGUCAUUAAAAAGCAUAAAACAACCUCCAAUUAGCCAUGUGGGAUUUUGAAAGCUCUAGAAGUCAGUCUACAUAAAAGAAUAUUUGCAGUGGUAUCAGACAGUUACCAAAAAAAAAAAAAAAAAAAAAAAAAA
Messenger RNA from Suricata suricatta (meerkat), 6189 nucleotides. It is a transcript of the gene CORIN, whose product is annotated as corin, serine peptidase. Gene Ontology annotation, molecular function: serine-type endopeptidase activity; protein binding. Gene Ontology annotation, biological process: peptide hormone processing; acrosome reaction; regulation of blood pressure. The record is from RefSeq and is a predicted model, not a curated record. The transcript is spliced from 22 exons. Gene Ontology annotation, cellular component: membrane. NCBI's taxonomy places the organism in Eukaryota, Metazoa, Chordata, Mammalia, Carnivora, Herpestidae. Bases 97 to 3432 code for a protein of 1111 amino acids.